Molecule: messenger RNA, 1488 nt
Organism: Penicillium olsonii
Lineage: Eukaryota; Fungi; Ascomycota; Eurotiomycetes; Eurotiales; Aspergillaceae
Source: the annotation of a GenBank genome assembly
AUGGUAAAUAAAUUUGACGUCGGUCUUCGUGGAGCACUUUUUGAAUUUUUGAUCCAUCACCAGAACAAGCCAGAAGGUUAUAUCCAAGAGUUUUAUCAGGAUAGAAAGAACCUUCGAAUUGUUUGUAUGACUAUCCAACAGGCAGAGUACCUCGCAAAAGCGAAGUUCUUUGCCUGUGAUAUGACCUUUAAACGGGUCACAGGAUCUAUUCGUGAGAUUAUUCUGACCACAGAAUGUCCCCACAUCGGAAAGAAUGCAAUCCUUUGCCGAGUCUUCGUCAAUUCUGAUUCUGCAGAAUGUUAUUACCAAACAUUCACAUCAAUUUUUCGGAUUGCGUCACGUUUAGCAAAACAGCCAAUCCAUUGGAAGUACAUUCACAACACUGGCAUUGAGGCUGUGUUAGUGGAUAUGUGCAAUAAACAAGCAGCAGGUCUAGGCCGAUUUCUAUGUGAUACUGAUACCACUCACCAAUUUGGUGACUGGCGACACCAGUUAUUACAUGUGAUUAUCAUUUGCAAAGUUUAUUUCCAACGAUCUAUCAAGAAAUUUGAUACUUGGCCUGAGUACGGAUUACUAGUGGAUUUGCCAAAACUCUCCACCAAUGAAGCCUAUCAACUGCUAGCAACUUGCAGUAGCAGUCCAAAACCGGGACUUGCACCAUGGGCGCGGCACAAAAGAUCCAAAUGGAUUCUUGGCGGGUUGAAUAUGAAUUUAUCGAAUAUGCCAAAAACACGAUACAGACAAUAUCCCCAGACGACGAACAGUUGUGAAGCUCUGCAUGCGAGUAUACAUCGCGUUACAGGCAUCAAUUUAUCACUCCGUGAGGGUAUUAUGAGUGCCGAAUCGUUCGAUAGACAAUUGUUCUCUGAUCUACAAGCAUACCUUACCUCAGGUAUACGGCCGACAUCUCGAUAUUCAACAUCAACCCCCAAGCGACAAGCCCAAUAUAGAGCUUCAGAAACUACACCUGUGCCCAAACGUGGACCAGGUCGCCCACCCAAGACACCACAACCACGUUCGAAUACUGGAUCUCUCCAAACAGAAACUACACUUGUGUCCACACGCAGACCAGCUCACCCACCCAAGACACCACAACCACGUUCGAAUACUGGAUCUCUCCAAACAGAAACUACACUUGUGUCCACACGCAGACCAGCUCACCCACCCAAAACCAAAACCUCUCUAAAACCGCAAUAUUCUCAACAAUCUGAAGAUUUAUCUGAUGACUCUACUGGAGAUUCCCAAUCUCUAUCAAUCCCAUCGGAUAGACCAUAUCUACGAACCCGCAGAAGAUCUUUCCAAACACCACCAAGAGUCACUUCUACUUCUAGUCGAUAUGACUCUGAAACAUCAAAUACUCUCCAGGCAGAUACUUCAUUCUCGGUUCCUGAUUUAUCACCAAUCAUCCCUACAUUAGUCCCAUCAGAUGAUUGUUAUUACAACCCCACUACCCCGACAUCAUACACGAACUAUCAUCGACCUCACUGA